This is a messenger RNA of Bicyclus anynana (squinting bush brown), 5935 nucleotides long. Its product is annotated as cyclic nucleotide-gated cation channel alpha-3. Lineage: Eukaryota; Metazoa; Arthropoda; Insecta; Lepidoptera; Nymphalidae. Gene Ontology annotation, cellular component: intracellular cyclic nucleotide activated cation channel complex; plasma membrane. The record is from RefSeq and is a predicted model, not a curated record. The coding region runs from base 86 to 2260 and encodes 724 amino acids. Gene Ontology annotation, molecular function: intracellularly cGMP-activated cation channel activity; intracellularly cAMP-activated cation channel activity; cGMP binding. The transcript is spliced from 13 exons. Gene Ontology annotation, biological process: monoatomic cation transmembrane transport.
CGGCGGCGGCGCGCUCGGCGCGCUGCGUGCGGCCGACUCGCCGCCCGCGCCCAGCCUCGGCGCCAGUCGACACAGCCUCAUAGAAAUGAUGACGUGUCGACUGGGAUCGCGGCGGCUGGGCGGUUCGCGUGGCUCGCUACAAGCCGGCACGGCGUGUUCCGCCGCCAGCGAGCUCGACCUUUCCACCCGCUCCAAACGCUCACACAAGGCCAGAUUAAAAUUGCUGGGUGCCAGCGGAGAGGCGCCCCUACUCAGCGGGUGGCGCAGCACACCCCACACGCCUGCUACCCCCGCACCACAUCACUCCCAUAAUCACCUCAACUUACCAAACUGUAACGGCACCGAUGAAAGCGCAAACCUCCGUCGGCGGUCGACGUACACAAGUGGGCGCAUACGCUCGGGUCCAAACUGGUCCUUCGUGUUCGACCCCGCCGGCCGCCUGUGCUACUACUGGUCCAUGGUCGUCUCCCUCGCCUUCCUUUAUAACCUCUGGGUCAUCGUGUAUAGGUUCGCUUUCCAAGAGAUUAACGGGGAGACGCUAAUAGUGUGGUUCUGUUUGGAUUACUUCUCGGACUUCCUUUAUUUGGCGGACAUUUUGUUUCACUUUCGGACGGGGUACUUGGAAGACGGGGUGUUGCAAACGGACGCGGCGAAGCUCAGAGUGCACUACAUGAACUCUACGACAUUCUACAUAGACUGCCUUUGUCUGCUGCCGCUGGACUUCCUAUACCUGUCCAUCGGCUUUAACUCUAUCCUGCGGUCUUUUAGACUCGUGAAAAUAUACCGUUUUUGGGCGUUUAUGGACCGUACAGAGCGGCACACGAACUAUCCUAAUUUGUUUAGAUCGACAAGUUUAAUACAUUAUUUAUUAGUGAUAUUCCAUUGGAACGGGUGCUUGUACCAUAUAAUAUAUAAAAACAAUGGGUUCGGUAGUAAAAACUGGGUGUAUCACGACACGGAGACUGCGGACGUUGUGAAACAGUAUCUGCAGAGUUAUUAUUGGUGCACGCUGGCGCUUACAACGAUAGGUGAUCUACCUCGGCCGCGGAGUAAAGGGGAGUACGUAUACGUCAUAGCGCAACUGAUGUUCGGCCUCAUGCUGUUCGCCACGGUGCUGGGCCACGUCGCCAACAUCGUAACCUCCGUCAGCACAGCCAGGAAAGAGUUUCAAGCAAAACUAGACGGUGUGAAAACGUACAUGAGGAUGCGGCGAGUUCCAACACACUUGCAAGUGAAAGUGAUCAAGUGGUUCGACUAUCUGUGGCUGACGCAGAAGUGUUCCGACGAAGAGAAGGCGGUGUCCUGCCUGCCAGAUAAAUUGAAAGCGGAAAUUGCCAUCAACGUUCAUCUUGACACGUUGAAGAGGGUGGAGAUUUUCCAAAACACUGAAGCUGGAUUCCUAUGCGAGCUCGUGCUGAGACUUCGACCUGUUCUGUUUUCACCUGGAGACUACAUAUGUAGGAAAGGUGAAGUCGGGAAGGAGAUGUACAUAGUCAACCGAGGCAGACUAAUGGUUGUUGGCGACAAUGGAAAGACAGUGUUAGCAACACUCAGGGCUGGUUCUUAUUUUGGCGAAAUUUCCAUUCUGAACAUGGGCACGGCAGGUAAACAACUUGGCAACCGGCGCACAGCAUCGGUACGAUCCGUUGGCUAUUCGGAUCUGUUCGUGCUGAGCAAGAAGGACAUGUGGGACGUGCUCAAGGAGUAUCCAGCCGCCAGGGUCCGCCUCGAAGCCAUAGCAGUCAAGAGACUUGAGAAAUAUAAGAAAAGACCUCAUGAAAGAGUGGCGAUGGGUCGGUGUCAGUCCGCACCGCCGUAUGUGGAGUCGUACGUGAAAGUGGCGCUAGAGGAGAUGCAGCUUCCGCCGGCGCCCAUACCCCCGCCACUGCACUCCUCGCACCCGCCAUCUUACCGGGACCAGCUAUUUAGUUCUUCUGUAAGCCCUCUUCGUGUAGCGUCACCAGUAGUGUCAUGUGCGUCAAGCGUCCGCAGCAGCGCGGCGGGCGGCGGCAGCGUGGCGGCCAGCAGCGUCGCCCCCAGGGUCCAUUUAGAUUCCCACGAUGCUCUAGAAUGCGAGAUCAAACGGUUACGAGAACGACUGUACACAGUCGAAACAGAGAAUGCCGCUAUGUCAGCAGAGUUAAAUCAGCAACGAUGGGAAGUACAUCACAGGUUGCAAGAAAUCGAGAUGCAGAUCUGCGGUGGUAGCUCGUUGAGCUCGCAGGAGGACAACGAGCGGAAUCGAGAGAGCAUCAUUUAACGGCGCGCCUCCCCCUUGUGCGCGGCCGAGCCGCCGCGGCUGCGUCUGCCCGUCUGUUAACACCCUGUGCCCAUUGUAAACAAUCCUAAAGCCCCUCAUAGUGCGCUGCGAACUUCAGUAGUACGUGGACUUUAUCGAAGUGUUUUUAUGAUAAUUAAUAUUUAAAUACGAAUUAACUUUAUCAAAUUUAUAUACAUAUACUUAGUAUAUACGACUCGCUGUAAAUGACGAGUGUUCGUGGAGUGAGAUUUUGCCAAGACAAUAUUAUCUUUAAUGUUGUUUAAGUAUGUGGGGAUGUGAAGUGGAAGUGAGUGACAAGCGGUGAGCCCAAGCCGCGACAUUGGAUCGGCCCUAUAGGGCCACCGUCUUUAAAUUUUUAGCAAUUGUAUGUUGUACAUACUAUGUACGUACAUAAUUGUCUAUGUUAUUAAAUAUAAUUAUGUGUAAAACGGUUAUUACAUAAAGUGUAAGUAAGGUGAAUUGUAUUGUUUAACAUUAUUUCUCAGAUAAUUUUAAUUAUUGAAAAAUUGGUCGUUUUGUGAAGUUUAAUAAAUAUCUUUGAUCUACAAGCCAAAUCUUGUGCCAAAUUAAUUGAAUAUUUACUGAAUUACUAACGGAUUGGAACUAUAUCAUAAUUUAUAAAUUGGAGCUUUAAUUAUUAUAGAAACAUGGAGGAUUUGAUAUGAGAUGGAUUUAUUUUCAAUUAUAUUAAUAAUAAUGUGAUUUUGUUUGGGUUGAAGUUAAAAUUUCAGUUAUCUAUAAAUUCUGUUGAAUAUUCCGUGAACUAUAUAAAUUACGAAAUUAUACAUUGCAUUUCAUAAAAACAGUUGUAGAUACUCUAGUUAAUAAAUGCCUUUUAGUUUUUGAUAUAUAAAUAAAAAAAAACUGAUUUAUUUUUAGUUAAAAUGUAUAAACAACAUUUUGCAAUAUUUGCGAGCGGCCCUUCAAUUAUCAAAAUUUAAAAACAAAAAUAAACAUGCGAUUCCGAAUCGAAUGGACUCCUCAACUAUUUUUAAGAAGGAAAAAAAAUAAUGACCUAAAAGGCACUUGUUAACCAAUGUAUUGACUUUGUUGCAUUAAUUUCAAUCUAAUGUUGUAAUUUGUUACAUAAAACUAUAUGUUAAGGUACGUAGCCUAAAAAGUUUAGUGCAUACAUCGGAUUUAAUAAAUUAAAAUCACUACUGCCAAAAUAAUGUAAGUAGGUAAAAUGUUUUAAUGUAAAAAUAUUAAUCAAAUGACAACAAGUUUUGUACUUAAAUUCUGUAGGUAUAACCCAAAUUAAUUUAUAGGAUGUAUUAUCACAAUUCGUCGACAUACCUAAUAUCGGGGGAGUGAGUAUAUUUGAUGGAUUUUUAUUUAUUUUCUAGUUUCCUUUUCAUUCAAUAUAUGUAAAAGAAAUGGUCGUAACUAAUUUCGAAAUGUACCAAUCGUUUAUUGUGUAAGUAAAUGUAAUGUUAAGGACAUUUGUAAAUACUUACUUACGAUACGUAGAUAUUUGUAAGCUGCUGUUUUUCAAAGGGAAUGGUUUUUUUAAGCCACGAGCUGUAAUAUACGAUGGUCGGGAAGAUGUGGAGGGUCUAUGUUGUGAGAAACAAAUUUUGUUUUAAGUAUAAACUUACGAAAUAAGUGAAACGACCAUAUAAAGUGUAUCGCCACGCUUGAAUAAAAUUAGAUUUAGCGAAUGGAGGUUUUUGUAUUUUGUUGAUGAAUACAUCAUUGGGAAUAAUGAUGAUAUUUAAUUAUUAUAUGUUACUGGCAAUAUUAUUAGCAUUUCCUCAGUAGAAAUGUACAUAAUAUUUUACAUAAACUGCAUAUAUAAAUCUAGUGGUAUCACUAAUUUAAUUGAAAGAAAAUUGAAAUUAAAAAUUAAAUUAUUCAGUUUCGAUUCCCUAACAUAACUACUUUUAUAAAGUGAAACACUUUCAUGAAAAAAAAUAAUACAUCUAUUUGGGUAAGCAAUUGGCAAUUAUAUUAUUUUGUAUACUCUAUUUCAGCUAUGUGAACUAAGAGAAAAGUAAUAGUUAGAUGUAUAAAAUAUGUAUAAAAUUUUUAGUAACUUAAAGAUUUUGAAUCACUUUCGACUAUAAUCGACCAAUUGGUUCUUUUUAAUCUUCUACUUCUAGGAAUACUUUCAAGACAGCUCAAGACUUUCAAGAAGGCAGCGCCACAGAGGUGGUUUUGAAGUGAUUACUUCUUAUGGGAGUUUAAACCGAUUCGUAACGUAACGCGUUACGGCACUACUAUGUCUGGCUACCGUUUCUCUCACACAUGCGGCAGCAAGUUUAAAUUGUUACUUCUGUCGAACGUCCUGAUGUUUUGUGAUGCAUCGUUUUGUAAUUACUAUUAUUGUAGUAUAGUACGAGUAAAUAUUGCCAGUAACAUUUCAUACGUUGAUAUACAAUAUUAUCGUUAAUUCUCAUUUCAUUGCAAGCGUGGCCAAAAAUGUACCAAAUGUUUCUCAAAUAGUUUAUAAAAAAAUCCAUUAUAACGAUGCCAUCAGCGAAAUUAUAUAUAAUUAGUGAAUUCAUAGUUUAAUCAAAGGCUUCAUUUCCUAACUCACCCAGAUUAUAAUAGAUAGGAUACAAUUUUUAAAAUGUAAAUAGAAAAUUUAUUUAUUGUUAUUAUAUUCCAUAAAAUUUUUUCUUCUUAUAUUUCUCGAUUAUAAAUUGGUAAGAUGCGUUAUGCGAUUGAAUACGAGGAGUGCUUAUCAUGUAAAGUUAGUAUUUAUAGCCGUGGAUGUACGGAGAAUAGGUGGUAUUUUUUUUGUGAAAUUCGUGGAAAAUAUCUGUGAACCACAAAAAUCGUAGAUAGAGAAGUAAAUACAUGGUUGGAUAUUUUUAUUAAUUUACAUACACUCGUUUUAUCCGAAUCUGCAUCUGCAAUGCAUUAAAUACAAUAUAAAAUAUAAUAAUUGAAGCACGUACGUUUUUUUUCAAACGGAUCCAAUUCCGUGCGUAAGUGAUGAAUAUACAUUCCGAAUGAGAAAAAACGUCUGCGGUAGUCUCAUUGAAUUAAAAAUCUAAAUAGCGCAUUCGAAAAACGAGCGUAUGCGGCCGCCCUAAUAACAGGACAACCUAUGCAGAUAUUCAGUAAAUAAAUUAGACAAAGCGAUUUUAUUUUCGGUGUAUGCAAACCGUGCACAACGAUGGUCCAAACUAGAAUGAACUUAAUUUGAGCUAAUACCUGUUCCAAACUAUAAGUAACUCGUUAGCUAAAUGUUUUAGUUAAAAACUGUUUGGUGUUAUUGUGAUGUCACGUCAAUCACUUGUCUAUUGAUUUCUUUGUCUACGACAAAAAUAGUUUGCUGCCGCUUCUUACCUCUGGUUUGCCUGGCCCACCUUGCCACAUAAACCGACACAUAUCUAGAAUAUAAUUAUAUGUACAAUAAUAAAUGUAUAUAUUUAUUAAUAAUAAUUUAUUAUUAAAUUCACAGAUAUUUUUGGCAGAUUUUACACAAUCAUUACUAAUUCGAAAUUAAUUUAAUUAAGUGUAAACAUGAUUAUUGUUUAUUAUUAAUCUUUACAAUUAAAUUGAGUUUUAUUAGCGGCGAAGUAUUUAAAAGAUGGCGGUAAUGUGAUUCAGUAGUAUUUCGCAGUUAUCAGGCUUGUGGAACUAAAAUUGGGAAUUCAUUAUGUAUGCACUCUAUUCAUUUUAUUGUUAAUAAAAAGAUUACCA